This is a messenger RNA of Phytophthora megakarya, 606 nucleotides long. The record is from the annotation of a GenBank genome assembly. Lineage: Eukaryota; Oomycota; Peronosporomycetes; Peronosporales; Peronosporaceae.
AUGCCCUUCCGCCGGCGGCCAGAGGUGUUGUAUGCGACAUCGAUGUCGGAGGUGCGAGGCCAAUCGCGUGUCUUGCGGAUCGAGUUUAGGGAGAAACUGGCGGACUUGAUCAAGGGUCUAUUGUCUGCCAAGAUGGUCAAUUACGGACUUGAUCAAGGAUCACCAUGGGCCUCCCCGAUUGUGGUGAUCAUCAAGAAGAACGGAGUGGAUAUCAGGUUACGCAUCGAUUACCGGUUGGUUAACAGUCUAACCCAGCUGAUGAUCUACCCAAUGCCCUUGAUCAACGACCUACUUGAAGAUCUAGAGUCAACACUCUGGUACUGUUCUUUGGAUAUGGCUAAUCGUGUUCGUUUGAUCUCGGCUUUUAUCACUCCUUUUGGGUUAUUUGAGUGGAAUCGAAUGCCUUUCGGCUUGAAGAAUGGGCCCCAGAUCUAUCAACGUAUGAUCGACAACGCGCUAUAUGGAUUCACCCGAAUCCCGAAGUCUGAAGAUCACGGAAGUACUUUGAAUGUGUUUGAGGACGGGGAACUGGUGGAUCCAGGCAAGCCUUCGGUGCCUAUGCGUAGAUCAUAUAUCGACGACAUCCUAAUCCCAGCCAAUAACUAG